GAGCAUGGAGCCCCAAGAGCUGUCCCCGGCCCUGCUGCACCCGCCGGUCACUGUGGUGGCCACCCUGGGCGAGCUGCUGGCCACCCUGCCCAGGCUGGACGAGAUGAAGAUGCUCGUGUCCCCAUUGCGCCUGUACUCGGACCUGAAGAAAUUUUGCAAGGAUCUCCGGGCCACCCUGUACCGCAUUAAUGGCACCUGGUGGCAUCGCAGUGUCACCUGUGAUGGUGAUGAGCCUCCGACCUCCCUGAGCCGCGCCCUGGCUGCCUACGAGAGCACCCCAUGGACCACCUGGUUCCACGUGACAGUGGAGGCCUGGCACUGGCACGAGUUGGUGGAUGCUCUUGUGGACAGCUGGGCCCAGCAGGCCGGGGCGGCCACCAAGCUCCGCAACACCUGCAGGGAGGUGGCCACUGAGGCAGGAUAUAGAAUGGCCACCGCCUGGGCCAGGCGGCUGCAGGACAAGGCUGCCCAUGAUGGGACAGCUCAGGAAAACAUGGUGGAGCUGGGUCAGGCCCUGGGCAGGCAGGAGGGGGCCGAGGUGGUGGCCAGGCAUGAAGCUCAGGUGAGGAGAGAGGCCAGGGUGGCUAUCAACAAGGCAACAAGGGCCACCACGGUGAGACAGCGGGCGGAGGCGGCCCUGGGGCUGCUGGAGCGCUUGGUGGCCGCGUGUCACGAAGCCACUGCGCUCCCCCAGGCGCUGCAGCGCCUGCUCAGGAAGGCAACAAGGGCCACCACGGUGAGACAGCGGGUGGAGGUGGCCCUGGGGCUGCUGGAGCGCUUGGUGGCCGCGUGUGACGAAGCCACCGCCCUCCCCCGGGAGCUGCAGCGCAGGGUUGGGGACAUCAAAGCCGCCCUGGAUGGAACAAAUGAAGCAUCCCCCAAUGUCCCUGAGGACUUGGUUGCCAAGGUGGCCGUGGCUGAGCGGCUGUGGGAGGCCAACGCCCGCCUGGCUAAGGAUCAUCUGGAGGGGACACUUGAUGACACCAUCAACCUGUAUUUCAGUUGUGGUCCCAACACCGCCUGUGGGGUGGCCAAGCGGUGCCAAAGAGCCACUGAGGGCAUUUCAAGGCUCCUUCGACCCCCAGAGUGCCCUCAAGGUGUCUCCAAGGAUUCACCAGUGAACAUGGAGCUUCAAGAGCUGUCCCCAGCCCUGCUGCAGCCACAGAUCACCGUGGUGGCCAUCCUGGGCGAGCUGCUGGCCACCCUGCCCAGUCUGGACGAGAUGAUGCUGCUGUUCCUAAGGUGCCUGUACUGGGACCUGGAGGAAUUUAUCAGGGAUCUCCGGGCCACUCUGUACUGCACUGAUGACAUCUGGUGGCACCGCAAUGUCACCUCUGGUGAUGAUGACCCUCCGACCCCCCUGAGGCGGGCCUUGGCCACCUGUGAGAGCACCCCAUGGACCCCCCAGAACCAUGUGACACUGGUGGCCAGCGAGUGGCAGGGGUCGGUGGCUGUGCUUGUGAACAGCUGGGCCGAGCUGGUCAGGGCAGCCACCGAGCUCCACAAUGCCUGCAGGGAGGUGGUCACAGAGGCAUCCGACAGGGAGGCCACCAGCACCGCCCGGGCCACGAAGCUGCAGGACAAGGCUGCCCGUGAUGGGACAGCUCAGGAAAACAUGGUGGAGCUGGGUCAGGGCCCAGGUGAGGAGGAGGGGGCCGCAGUGGUGGCCAGGCAUGAAGCCUGGGUGAGAGAAGAGGCCAGGAUGGCUGCCAGCUGGGCAGCAAGGGACACCAAGAUGAGACAGCGGGCGGAGGCGGCCCUGGGGCUGCUGCAGCGCUUGGUGGCCGCGUGUGACGAAGCCACCGCCUUCCCCCGGGAGCUGCAGCGCAGGGUUGGGGACAUCGUGGCUGCCGUGAAGGGGACAAAUGAGGUAUCCCCAAAUGUCCCUGAGGACUUGGUGGCCAAGGUGGCUGUGACUGAGUGGCUGUGGGAGGCCAACGUCCGGCUGGCCAAGGAUCAUCUGGGAGGAACACUUGAGGACAUAAUCGACUGCUAUUUCCGCUGUGGUCCCGACAGCCCCCGCUGCCACAGGGUGGCCGAGCGGUGCCGAAGAGCCACCGAGGACAUCCCAAGGCUCCUUCAAGCCCCGGAGCGUCCCCAGAGUGUCCCCAAGCUGUCCUCAGUGAGCAUGGAGCUCCAAGAGUUGUCCCCGGCCUUGCUGCAGCCACAGGUUACUGUGGUGGCCAUCCUGGGUGAGCUGCUGGCCACCCUGCCCAGGGUGGAUGAGAUGAUGCGGCUGCUCAUGUCCCCAACAUGCCUGUACUGGGACCUGGAGGAAUUCACCAAGGAGUUCCAGGACACCCUGUACCGCAUUGAUGACACCUGGUGGUACCGCAAUGUCAUCUUUGAUGAUGAUGAUGACCCUCCUACCAGCAUAAUCCAAGCCCUGGCUGCGUGGAAGAACAUCCCAUGGACAACCCAGGUCCAUGUAAGAUUGACAGCCUGCCACUGGCACAGGUCGGUGUCUGGGCUUGUUAACGGCUGGGCCCAGCGGGCCAGGGCAGCCACCAAGCUCCGCAACACCUGCAGGAGGGUGGUCAAUGAGGUGGCCCACAGGGAGGCUACCUCCCAGGCCAGGGAGCUGCAGGAGGAGGCUGCCCGUGAUGGGACAGCUCACGAAAACAUGGCGGAGCUGGGUGAGACCCCAGGUGCAGAGGAGGGGGCAGAGGUGGUGGCUGGGCAUAAAGCCGAGGUGAGGGAAGAGGCCAGGGAGGCUGCCAGCGAGGCAACCACAGCCACCAGGGUGACACAGCGGCUGGAGGCGGCCCUGGGACUGCUGGAGCGCUUGGUGGCCGCGUGUGACGAAGCCACCGCCCUCCCCCGGGAGCUGCAGCAUCUGCUCAAGGACAUCAAGGCUGCCCUGGAGGGGAUAAAUGUGGCAUCCCCCGAUGUCCCUGAAGACUUGGUGCCCAAAGUGGCCAUGGCCGAGCGGCUGUUGGAGGCCAACGCCCACCUGGCCAAGAAUCACCUGCUGGGGACAGUUGACAGCAUCAUCGAGUUCUAUUUCACUGGUCGUCCCGCCAGCCCCAGUGGCUGUGGAGUGGCCGAGCGGUGCCGAAGAGCCACCGAGGACAUCCCAAGGCUCCUUCGACCCCCGGAGUGUCCCCAGAGCAUCCCCGAGGUGUCCCCAGUCAGCAUGGAGCCACGAGAGGUGUCCCCUCCGCAUCUGCAUGCGCUGGUGGCCGUGGUGGCCACCCUGGGCGAGGUGGUGGCCACUGUGACCGGGCCACACAGGGGCAAGUUCCUGCACGAGUCCCCAGACACCCUGCAUGAGGACCUGAAGAAUGACAAAGGGACUGAGUGGCAAAGGUGA
Messenger RNA from Passer montanus (Eurasian tree sparrow), 3313 nucleotides. RefSeq lists its product as uncharacterized. Lineage: Eukaryota; Metazoa; Chordata; Aves; Passeriformes; Passeridae. The record is from RefSeq and is a predicted model, not a curated record. Bases 5 to 3313 code for a protein of 1102 amino acids. The transcript has 5 exons.